Molecule: messenger RNA, 693 nt
Organism: Mytilus trossulus (common blue mussel)
Lineage: Eukaryota; Metazoa; Mollusca; Bivalvia; Mytilida; Mytilidae
Exons: 2
Coding region: 1-693 (230 amino acids)
Molecular function (GO): protein binding
Source: RefSeq, a predicted model, not a curated record
AUGUUUUCCUUAUCUGAAUCAGACUCAUGCGAUGGAGAUAAUUGUAGUGAAAUGAUAUCUAUGCCAAUAAUGGACGAUAUGAGAGCAACCUUGAACGCUAAUUUGGAUGUAUCUAAAAUGAAUAAGCAUUUAAAGGCAUACAUAAAACAGGAGAUUGAAAUAGGUGUGAAGACAGCAAUGGAAAAUCAGAUGAAACGAAUGAUAGAACACAAAACCGAAACAAUGAAUGCAGAAAUAAUAGCAAAGUUUAAAGAGGUGGAAGAAAUUCAAAUAUCAAAAACAGGUCAAGUGGAACGCUUUAUUAAACAAGAAACAGAAAAGAUGAAAACAGAAAGUAUGACAAUGUCUGAAAAGACAAAUAAAGACAUAACAGUCAAGUCUAAAGAGAGGAAUUUUAGUCAGGACCCAAUACUUGUAUUUGAUGUUGUUCCACUUAACAUUGGCAGUGCUUACAAUGGUACAACAAGAAAGUUUACAUGUAAAGAAGAUGGAAUAUAUACAUUCUCAUGGGCAACAAAUGAAGGCUUUUCCAGUGUGCUUUUAGUUGAUGAAAAACCUAUAGCUAGUAAUAGUAAUGAUGUAACCAGUUCAUGGUUUGUUGAAACAUACACCACAGGAUCUCUAAGUGUAAUUGUCAAAAUGACAAAAGGACAAGAGGCCUGGUUAAAAGUUGAACAAUUUGAGGAUUUUUAA